AUGGAAGUCUCUCGAUCAAACAUGUGGGACACUCACAUUCAUUGUCUUGACCCGGUCCGUUAUCCUUUCAAGCCUACUCGAACGUAUACACCUCCUCCUGCUCCCCUGGAGGAAUUGGCGACUCAAGUCAAGGCCGAUCGGCUGGUUUUGGUGCAAGCAUCAAUAGAGAACGGUCACCAUGGCAUGGUGGACCAUCUUCGUCGUAUUCGUACAGAAUUUCCCCACCUCCUUGCUCGUGGGAUCAUGUGUAUGGAUCAAAGUUGGACUACAUUGUCAAAUCAAGACAUUGAUGAGUUACAUGAUCUCGGUGUGCGCUGUGUUCGGAUACAUGGUUUCCUGGGGAAGUCCGUGCCCGACUCUUCCAGUUUGGAAGAGCAGUUCCGUCUAUUUUCCCGCUCAUAUGCAGUUCGGAGAUGGGGCUGGGGAUUGUCAGCUCAGUUAAGCCUUGCCACAUGGGCGUCGCUCUCAGAGUUUCUUGUCCAUGACUCGGAAGUUUCCCGAAUUCACAUUAUCGCUGAUCAUGUCGCCUGCUGCGCGCCCAAAGAUAUCGACACGCCGCAAUUCGACGCAAUUCUGAGGCUACUACAGACGGGACGGGUGUAUGCCAAGGUUUCUUGUUUGUAUCGACGGAGUCCAGAUGAGAUACGGAGAAUGAAGCCGAUAAUUCAAAGUCUGGCAGAUACUGCCUCUGAUGCAAUACUUUGGGGCAGCGACUGGCCCCAUGUGGAUAGCACUAAGGGAUCGGAUAGUCUUGCCUCGAAGCGAGUGGACAUAGGCAAGGAGUUGGAUAUCCUACAGAGUUGGCUAUCGAACGUCCAAUGGCGAAAGAUGCUUGUCGAUACCCCAGAAAAGCUUUUCGCUAACUGA
Penicillium subrubescens is the source of this 867-nucleotide messenger RNA. RefSeq lists its product as uncharacterized. Gene Ontology annotation, molecular function: hydrolase activity. The record is from RefSeq and is a predicted model, not a curated record. The transcript has a single exon. The coding region runs from base 1 to 867 and encodes 288 amino acids. Lineage: Eukaryota; Fungi; Ascomycota; Eurotiomycetes; Eurotiales; Aspergillaceae.